Messenger RNA from Centropristis striata (black sea bass), 1025 nucleotides. It is a transcript of the gene rab38c, whose product is annotated as RAB38c, member of RAS oncogene family. The transcript is spliced from 4 exons. The coding region runs from base 402 to 1025 and encodes 207 amino acids. Gene Ontology annotation, cellular component: vesicle; trans-Golgi network; Golgi apparatus. NCBI's taxonomy places the organism in Eukaryota, Metazoa, Chordata, Actinopteri, Perciformes, Serranidae. Gene Ontology annotation, biological process: vesicle-mediated transport. The record is from RefSeq and is a predicted model, not a curated record. Gene Ontology annotation, molecular function: GTPase activity; GTP binding.
CACUAAGCCUGAAAUGCACUCAGCUGCGUGACAAAUUUCAAAGCGGAUUUUUUUUCCCUAGGAGCGUUUGAACGCAUCACAAGUUAAUAACAGGCGUGCUGGAGCUCACAGGAGCUCGGCAGCGAAGUAAACGGAUUCAGACAGUCAUGUGUGACCGGACGGGUGGACUACACUGAUCUCAGGCGAGCUUCAACACUUCUUUUGCUAAUCUCGGUGACACUGGGUCACUAUAACAUUUUUGUUUGUGCACUGGACUGAAGAAAAUGUCCUAAUUUCUCCUUUUCGUGACUUAAUUCUAGCUGGUUAACAGUUCUGUUGCGAUACUGUGCACCAGCAUCCUUCAAAAAAAGUUACUGUAAUUCUCCGAGGAGUUUUUUGUGUGUGUCUGCAGAGCUGCAGCCAUGCAGCAGGAGCUUUUGUUUAAAGUCCUGGUCAUCGGGGACCUGGGAGUAGGGAAAACGUCCAUCAUUAAGCGGUACGUGCACCAGAUCUUCUCCCAGCACUACAGAGCCACCAUCGGCGUGGACUUCGCCCUGAAGGUGCUGCAGUGGGACAGCGACACUGUGAUCCGGCUACAGCUGUGGGACAUAGCAGGACAGGAGCGGUAUGGGAACAUGACUCGUGUCUAUUACCGGGAGGCGGUGGGAGCUCUGGUGGUGUUUGACGUGACGAGGGCCUCCACGUUCGACGCCGUGCUGAAGUGGAAGGAUGAUCUGGACUCUAAGGUGACCCUGAAUCAUGGGAGGCCAGUUCCAGCUGUACUGCUGGCCAAUAAGUCAGACCAGCUGUCCUCACAGCAGCCAAAACUCGACUCCUUCUGCAGGGAGAACGGCUUCGUUGGCUGGUUCGAGACCUCUGCAAAGGAAAAUGCAAACAUUGACGAGGCAGCACGCUGCUUGGUGGAGCACAUCCUGAACAACGAGGAGAGCCCGGUGGCAGAGAGAGACCGCAGCGCCGUCGUCCUGUCUGGAUACACCAACACCACCAAGGAUCAAUUCAACUGCUCGUCAUGUGUGAAAUGGUGA